AUGAGUCCCUUCAGGAACUGCCUCCCUCUGACCAAGAUGAGCCAGGCCCCAGAGGAAGAAAAUGGGGAGCAGAGGGGGCAGCCCCUGGUCUCAAGCCAGUACCCCCAGGAGGCCGCCCUGCAGGCCACUGUGCUGGGUCUGGUGGCCCUCAGCAAGGCGCACCCUGCUGCACUGGCUCCUGGGACUGCAGCCCUUGUGACCCCAACCUCCCCAUGGCCAUGCCCACUGCCCUGACUGGGGCCCAUCCUGGGCCUGGCAGGACCCCCUGGCGCCAAGGACCCCUGGACCCUGUUGCUGGCUGCCCUGAGAUCCCCAGGGAUCAGGGUCCUGGAAGCCGGGACAGCCACGGGGCUUUUGGAUGUCUUCACGGGCCUGGAGGCUCAGGGCGAAGAGCUGGCCGGGGCCAUAGCUGCCGGGGACCCAGGAGUGCCUCUUCCAGGGCGGGCGGCUGAGCUCCGGGCAGCCCUGGAGCAGGGGCCCCGGGGUCUGGCCCUGCGUGUCUGGCCACAGCUACAGGUGGUGGUGACUUUGGACGCCGGCGGCCAGGCUGAGGCAGUAGCUGCCCUCAGGGCCUUGUGGUGCCAAGGCCUGGCAUUCUUCUCUCCGGCUUUUGCAGCUGCCGGAGGGGUGCUAGCUCUGAACCUGUGGCCAGAUCAGCCACAGGGGCUCUACCUCCUGACCCCUGGGCCCCCCUUCAUUGAGCUGCUGCCAGCCAAGGAGGGAGCCCCAGAGGACGAACCCUGCACCCUCCUCCUGGCCAAGGCCCAACAGGGUGAAGAGUAUGAAAUGGUGCUCACAGACCAUGCCAGCCUGACCAGGUACCACCUGGGUGAUGUGAUUCAGGUGGUCGGCGCUCAUAAUCAGUGUCCAGUGGUUAGGUUUGUCUACAGGCUAGACCAGGCCCUGAGCGUGUGUGGCGAAGUCACCAGGGAGCACCUGUUCUUGGAGGCCCUGUACUGGGCUGUGGCACAGUGGCCAGGCGCCGAGCUGCUGGACCACUGUUGUGUGGGAUGCAGUGUCUUGGACUCCUCCAAGGGAUCCGCUCCGCACUAUGAGGUGUUCCUGGACCUGAGGGGGCUGAGGAACCUGUCGGAGGAAAACCGAGGCAAACUGGACCUCUGCCUGCAGGACAUCUCCCUGAGCUACAAGUUCCUGUGCCUCCGAGGCAGCAUGGGCCCCGCCCAGGUGCACCUCGUGGCCCGUGGGGCCUUCAGUGCCCUCGGAGCCACCCUGGCUGCGUGGCCCUCUUCCUCUGCUUCUCCCCAGAUGCCCCGUGUCCUGAGGCACAGGCACCUGGCUCAGCUCCUGCAGAGUGGGGUGCUGUCCUGAACCUGCUCCUCAAAAGCCCUGGGUCACCCUAGUUGCCCAGCACAGCUGAUGUCCCUGGCCCAUCAGAGCUAUUGCCAGCCCUGCCUCCACCUCCACCUCCUGGAGCUUCCCGUGUGCCCUAGCUGCAGCCCUGUGCCUGACCCCCGAGCCGGGAGUGGGGUGGGGAGACUCCCCAGGGUAAUGCUGCUCAGGGAGGAGCGGAACAGGUCGAGUGAAUAAAGACAGUGACACUGCCCAUCAAGGAAUGGCCCUGAAGUGUCCUUCACAGCUCUCUGGAGGGACUCUGCCAAACAGUGCCCCAUACCAUAGGGUGCCUCCUGGGUCAGCCCCCAAUAAACCUCCUCUCCCACCUAGAA
Molecule: messenger RNA, 1685 nt
Organism: Cavia porcellus (domestic guinea pig)
Lineage: Eukaryota; Metazoa; Chordata; Mammalia; Rodentia; Caviidae
Gene: Ghdc
Product: GH3 domain containing
Exons: 7
Cellular component (GO): cytoplasm
Molecular function (GO): acid-amino acid ligase activity
Source: RefSeq, a predicted model, not a curated record